Molecule: messenger RNA, 8788 nt
Organism: Melozone crissalis (California towhee)
Lineage: Eukaryota; Metazoa; Chordata; Aves; Passeriformes; Passerellidae
Gene: PRRC2B
Product: proline rich coiled-coil 2B
Exons: 32
Coding region: 203-6946 (2247 amino acids)
Biological process (GO): cell differentiation
Source: RefSeq, a predicted model, not a curated record
CCGUCGCCCCGCGCAAUCCGCCGCCAUCCGCCGCGCCCCGCGCCCAUCGUCCCUCCGCACCCGGCUCCGCAGGCACCCCCGGCUCCCCGCCACCACCACAGGUGGGUAUCGGGGGCCGGCGGCGGCGGCGGCCGCGGAUAUUCGGGGCGGCAGAUCGGGAGCGGCGCAGAGCAAUUUCCUUACUAGAUGACAUUUCAUCGCAAUGUCCGAUCGUUUGGGGCAAAUAACCAAGGGAAAGGAUGGGAAAAGCAAGUACUCGACUCUCAGCCUGUUUGAUAAGUAUAAAGGAAAGUCAAUAGAAGCUAUCAGAACUACAGUUAUUCCUAGACAUGGCUUACAGAGUCUUGGGAAAGUUGCUGCUGCCCGGCGCAUGCCACCUCCUGCAAAUUUGCCUAGCUUGAAGUCUGAGAACAAAGGAAACGACCCCAACAUCAUUAUAGUACCCAAGGACGGUACAGGAUGGGCAAACAAGCAGGAUCAGCCAGACCAAAAGAGUUCCAGUGCGACGGCUGCACAGCUGCAGGAGUCGCUGCCGCAGCAGGGUUUGCAGAAAUCUGUCUCCAAUUUACAGAAACCGACACAGUCAAUCAGUCAGGAGAGUACAAAUUCAGUGCCAGGUGGACCAAAGUCAUGGGCACAGCUGAAUGGAAAGCCAGCAGGACAAGAAGGUGGUUCAAGGGCCUCAAGCCGACUGUUAUCCUUCUCUCCCGAGGAAUUUCCGACGCUGAAAGCAGCUGGCGAGCAGGACAAGGUUGGCAAAGAAAAGGGCGCCUUAGAUCCGUCGUAUGGGCCAGGACCAAGCCUCCGCCCCCAGAAUGUCACCAGUUGGAGGGAGGGCGGUGGGAGGAACGUCACCUCUGCCACAUCUCUGACCGCCUCCCCUGCUGAGCUGGGCAGCAAAACCCCCAGCUCUGGAGACGGGGCCCCCUCCUCAGCCAGCGCCAGCGAUGCCAAGGAGCCGUCUCUCCGCCCAGCCCAGCCCCUCCGCAAAGGGGCCUCGCAGUUCAUGGGAAAUGUCUACCAGCCACCCACCUACCAUGACAUGCUGCCUGCUUUUAUGUGUCCACAGCAGCCAUCUGAGACCCCUGCACCGCUGGAACGAGGGUCUUUCCCCGUUCCUCAGCUUCGGCUUGAGCCCCGGGUACCUUUCAGACAAUUCCAGAUGAAUGACCAGGAUGGAAAAGAGAACAGGCCCAGCCUGUCUCGCCCAACGCGCCCAGUUCGGCAGCAGCUGGAGCGAGUGCCCCGGCCCACCAUCAUCAAUGCAGAGAACCUGAAGGGGCUGGAUGAGCUGGACAAUGAUGCAGAUGAUGGAUGGGCAGGCAUUCAUGAUGAAGUGGAUUAUUCUGAGAAACUGAAGUUUAGUGAAGAUGAAGAAGAGGAAGAAACUCUUAAAGAUGGACGACAGAAGUGGAACAGCUGGGAUCCCAGAAGGCAGCGACAGUUGUCCCUGAGCUCUGCAGACAGUACAGAUGUCAAGCACACCUUGGAGGAGGGAAAGAAUUGGAAUGAUUCAGCUGGCUUGUCCCGGCCAGUCCGGAAAGCACAGGAUCCACAGCAGCCUCCAAGGAAGCUGAAUGGCUGGAGCUCUGCCUCAGAAUACCAGAAGCCUGCACUGGGAAGUGUUCUCAGACAGCAGUCCAUAGAGGAUAAAGAAGAAAAGGUGCCUGUGAGACAGAAGUUUGUGCACUCUGAGAUCUCUGAGGCUGUCGAGAGAGCCAGGAAGCGACGGGAGGAGGAGGAGCGGCGAGCCAGGGAGGAGCGCCUGGCAGCCUGUGCUGCAAAGCUCAAGCAGCUUGAUCAGAAAUGCAAACUGGCUCAGAAGAAUGGGGAGACACAGAAACACACAGAGAAUGAGGAUGUGCGACCUCCCAGCACAGAGAAAAACACUACACAAGAGAAUGGCCAUGCUUUCCGUAAAGCAACCCCUGAGUUUCACACACAGGAUGCCUCUGUUGGCUAUCUGGAAGAGGAGAGUCCUGCUCCAGCAGCAGCAGCAGCCCAAAGCAGCAGUGAGGAGGAGCUCAGAGAAGCUCCCUCACCAGCACAAGAAUUCAACAAAUACCAGAAGUCUCUUCCCCCACGAUUCCAGAGGCAGCAGCAGCAACAGCAGCAGGAGCAGCUGUACAAGAUGCAGCACUGGCAGCAGCAGGUGUAUCCUCCUCCAUCCCACUCCCAUCCCCAGAGGACGUUCUACCCGCCGCACCCGCAGAUGCUCGGCUUCGACCCCCGCUGGAUGAUGAUGCCGUCCUACAUGGACCCUCGCAUGGCCCCCAGCCGCACCCCCGUGGAUUUCUACCCUUCAGCCCUUCACCCUUCAGGAAUUAUGAAGCCCAUGAUUCAGCAGGACUCCAUCAGUGGGAGCAGCUGUCGGUCUGAAGAUCAGAACUGUCAGGCAGGGCAGGCAGAGAGGAAAACUGCUCCCUUGGAUCCUGUGCCAGUGUGGGGCCAGGACAGCUACACAUCCCUGCAGAGCAAAGGAUACUCCCUGUCACAUCAGAAACAGGCUGACAACAUGAGCAUGGAGGGGCUGCAUGCCAGGAAUGAAAGUUACUCUGCUUCUGGAAGACCAGAGAGUCUGAGCACUCAGCGAGAUCUCUUUGAGGAGAGAGGGGAGGAGUAUUUGAAUGCUUUUGACAAGAAGGCCCAAGCAGACUUUGACAGCUGCCUCUCUUCUCAGAGGAUAGGCCAGGAUCUCCUGUUCCAGCACCAGGAGAGUGUGCAGGAAGCCUGUCCUGCUGGCAGCCGCCAUGCAAACCUGAGGUGCUCACCUCUGGAGCCUGAUUUUAUCCAAGCAGAGAAGAAGCCUGAGUAUAACGGUUGGGAUAUCAACCACCAUCAGAAACCUGCAGAGACAGCAGCAGAAGUUGCUGAAGAAGUACCCCGGGAUGAGCAGUCCUUCAGUGCUGACCCCUGGAAGAAAGAAGGAGCCAAUCCCAAGCAGGCCACUGAGGAGACCCCAGAGUGGGCUCCUGAGAGCCGCAGCACCAGCGGGCAGCCCCCGGAGCAAAUGGGGAGGACACGGCGGUCGGGCCCCAUUAAAAAACCAGUCCUGAAAGCCCUCAAGGUGGAAGAGAAGGAGAAGGAGAUGGAGAAGGUUAAACUGGAAGGAGAGGACAGCUCACGCCCGCUGAAGGAGAAGGCAGCUGUUCAGAAGGUGGAAAAUGAGUCAGAUGACUCUGCUGCCUUGCUGAACUCCACGCGUUACCUACUGGAUGACAAAGCUUCUUCCCAAACCAGCCUUGCACGAGAGGCUGAGAAAUCCCAGGAGGAAGAAGAAGAGGAGGAAGAAGAAGAGAAGCCAGAAAGAACCUGGGAGAACAAACUAUCCAGAGAAAGCAAUGAUCUCCCUCCCACAAAAAGAAACAACUGGAUCUUCAUCGAUGAGGAGCAAGCCUUUGGUGGGAGAGGUCAAGGACGUGGGCGAGGGAGAGGCUUCAGAGAGUUCACUUUCAGAGGCCGAGGCACGGUUGUGAGCAGCAGGGGGGUCUACAACAGCAACAACAACCAGAGGAGCAGCCGGGGCCGAGGGCUGCGGGAGUUCAACCAGCCAGAGGAUUUCCCCAGGGGCAAGCCAAGGCGCCGGAUUGCCAGCGAGACACACAGCGAAGGCUCAGAGUAUGAGGAGCUCCCCAAGCGUCGCCGGCAGAGGGGCUCUGAGAACAGCAAUGAAGGCUCUGUGCUGGACAGGGAGGACAGUGAUUUGAAAAAGGGAGACUUCAAAGAGUCUUGGAGGUCCAACAAAAUCUAUUCAGAUGAUCACAAUAGCCUGGAUCCUAAGAUGAGGGCUCCAAGAGCCUUUGGGAGAUCACUGCCACCGAGACUGAGCAACUCUGGCUAUGGGAGAAGGGGGUUCAUGGGUAAGGAGCCCACCCAGUGGCAGGGCAGGAGUGGGGGAGGAGGGUGGCAAGAGUACGGCCACUCGUCUCCAUCAGACACCUUUGGGAGCAGGCAGCAGUCUGACAGGGACUACAUUCAGGAUUCUUACAAACACACGGAUUCCUUCUCCAGCCGGGUUUUUGAUGAGAGUCAUCUGGAUGACAAAAGGCACUUUUUCCAGGAGGAUUACUCAGCAGAUCAGGAGAACAUAGAGAACAGGCCCUUCAGGAGGCGGCGUCCUCCCCGCCAGGACAAACCCCCACGGUUCAGACGCCUCAGGCAGGAGAGGGAAUCAGUCGGGCAGUGGAACACCGAGGAGGGAGGCCCAAAUCUGCUGCCCAGCCAGUGGCCAGGCAGAUCCAAACUGGGCACUGCAGAGAAGAGCAGCAUCUCGGGCAGACGCUCCCCUGAGCUGUCCUACCAGAACUCGUCAGACCAUGCCAACGAGGAGUGGGAGACGGCGUCUGAGAGCAGCGACUUCAGCGAGCGGCGGGACAGAAGAGAUGGAGCCCCAGAGAGUGAGGGCCAGCUGGAAGGUGGCCUCAGCACUGGGAGCUUGGGAGAGAAGAGGGAGCUGGCAAAGAGGAGCUUCUCAAGCCAGAGGCCGCUGGUGGACAGGCAGAGCCGCAAGGCUGAGCCGGCAGGGUUUGCAGAGCAGUCUGUCAGGACUGGUGUGGGAGCAGCUUCCAGAUAUGAGAGCCAGCAGAAUGGGACCCUGAUAAAGAGCAAAAGGUCUACAGAAGAAGGAGGAGGCCUUGGCAACACCGGUGGUGGGAGCAGCCACUCCAUUUACAGCUUGGAUAGGGCCUCCCAUGUGAACUCAGAGAGUGCUGAGGGGCCAGGUAAAAAGCCAGAGAAGGAGCACAAAUCCACUGCACAAAGAGCAAGUGAGAAGGGAGAGGCCUUGUCACAGUUUGAACUGAGUUAUGGAAGUACCAUCAUUGAUAAUCGGGUGUCAAGCACAGCAGAAGAGAAUGAAGUUGGUUCCAUGGCAGGGGAAGGCUUCAUUGAGGUUCUUACUAAAAAGCAGCGUCGCUUGCUGGAAGAGGAGCGAAGGAAGAAGGAGCAGGCUGCUCAGGCACCAGCCAAGGCCCGCGUCCUUCAGUCGCGCAUUCCUCCACGAUUUGCUAAGAAGCAGAACAGCCUGUGCUUGGAGCAGAGUGAUGUGACAGUGUCUGGAAACAGCCUGGGCACGGAGAUCUGGGAGAGCAACAGCCCAGCACUUUCUGUUCAGUCUCCUGGCAGUGAUUCCUGGAGCAAGCCUGUAAAUACCUUUAAUGGUACUGAGUCCAGCACUGAGCAGGGAUUUAAAGGCAGCCAGGGGGAUAGUGGCAUUGACUUGAGCGCGGAGUCUCGGGAAUCCUCCGCGACCUCCUCUCAGCGCAGCUCUCCAUAUGGCACCCUCAAACCAGAGGAGAUGAAUGGGGCUGGCCUGGUGGACUCAAAGCCUGACUGCCAGAAGGAGCAAGUGCAGAAGCAAACUGAUAAAAAGGAUUCAGAUCAAGGCUCAGGACAGAACAAGGAACACAAGCCCGGACCCAUCGGCAACGAACGCUCCCUGAAAAACAGAAAGGGUUCGGAGGGAACAGAGCGGCUGGAAGGGAAUAUUCCCCCUGUUAAUGGGGUGGAAAUUCACGUGGAUUCUGUACUUCCUGUGCCACCCAUUGAAUUUGGAGUAAAUCCUAAAGACUCUGACUUCAGUUUGCCACCUGGUUCUGCCUCUGGCACUGCAGCUAACCCUGUCACCAAAUUGCAGGAUGCCUUGGCCAGUAAUGCAGGGUUAACACAGUCCAUUCCCAUCCUGCGAAGGGAUCAUCACCUCCAGCGCUGCAUCGGCCUGAACCCCAUGUCCUUCCCCACUGCUGACCUUACUCUUAAGAUGGAGUCUGCUCGUAAAGCUUGGGAAAACUCUCCGAGUUUACCAGAACAGAACUCCCCAGGAGGUGCAGGCUCAGGCAUCCAGCCUCCUUCCAGUGUUGGAGCUUCCAACGGUGUCAGCUACAGCUCUUUUGGUGGAGUUUCUAUGCCUCCCAUGCCUGUGGCAUCUGUAGCACCUUCUGCAUCUAUUCCAGGUAACCAUAUUCCACCCCUGUACCUGGAUGGCCACGUGUUUGCAAGUCAGCCCCGCCUGGUCCCUCAGACGAUACCUCAGCAGCAGAGCUACCAACAGGCUGCUGCUGCUCAACAGAUUCCCAUUUCCCUCCACACAUCCUUACAGGCCCAAGCUCAGCUUGGACUGAGGGGUGGUCUGCCUGUGUCCCAGUCCCAGGAGAUGUACAGCUCCAUACAGCCCUUCAGGUCUCAGGUGUACAUGCACCCCAGUCUGUCCCAGCCCAGCACCAUGGUCCUGACAGGAGGCACUGCUCUGAAGCCUCCAUAUUCCGCCUUCCCAGGCAUGCAGCCCUUGGAGGUGGUGAAAACCCAGUCUGGGUCCCCCUAUCAGCCCAUGAACGGAAGCCAGGCACUGGUUUAUGAGGGGCAAAUAAACCAGGCUGGUAUGGGAGCCUCCCAGAUGAUGGACUCUCAGCUCACACAGCUGACAAUGCCUGUGCCUGGCUCCCAGCUGCCUCUGCCCCGCUACGGCUCUGGCCAGCAGCCCCUGCUUCUGCCACAGUCCAUCCAGCUUCCCCAGGGGCAAAACCUGCCUGUAGGAGCUCCCCGAAGAAUCCUCCCUCCUGGAUCCCAGCCUUCUGUUCUUGCUGCCAGCAGGGAGUCCUCCCAGAUGGAAAUGAAAGGGUUUCAUUUCUCCGAUGGUAAACAGAGCAUGUCCUCCGGAGGGUCAGUCCCGUCCCCACACACGUACAGAAUUUACUCCAUGAAUGUUGUCGACUCUUCGAUUUCCAGGCCUAGCUCUGCCAGCCCCAGCGGGAAGCCGUCGGGACCAGCAGUGAGCAUGGGCUCUGUGCAAGGACACUACGUCCAGCAGGCAAAGCAGCGGGUGGAUGAUAACAAAGCCAGUCUGGGAGCAGUGAAGCUGCAGGAAACAGCCUCCACAAACCAGAUGAAGCCAGUGCGCACAGGAGCGAUCAAACCUCAGGCAGUCAAAGUGGAGGAGAGCAAGGCCUAGGAGCACCUGAUGCCUGCCUGGUUCUGCUGCCUGAGAGGCACCACAGCUUAGACUGGACCCCACUGGAUCUCCUGAAAAUCUCACCAGAUCUAUCCCCACCCCACACUGACUGACUACAGCAACAUCAUUCAAGCCCCUCUCCCAACAAAGCAGUUUGAAACAGUGGAUAUGACAUUGACCUGCUUGCUUUAAAACAAACCAAUCAUGUGACUUUUAAGUGGCUUUAGCCAUUUUUUUUUUUUAUUUUCCCCCCUCCCCAUGCCCCAUCCACAGGUAGCUGUGAUUGCUCACUUGGCAAAGCCCGUCCUUCUCCUUCCCUACUUCUGUCUCAGCAGAGUGGCAACUGGGGGAGAGGGGUUUAGUUUGAGGUUUUUCAUUUUAAAGGCAGCUGAGGUUUUUACAAAAAAGCUGUAUCUUUGUUUAUAGCAGAACUUUUAUAUGUUCUCUCAUUCCCCCCUUCUUUCUGCUUUCCUCAUUCCUUUCAGAAAAGAAUUCCCUUCAGCUAAAAUGGUGUUCUGACAAAACUCUGCUUAGUUUUGUAUAUGGUUCUGUGCUAUGUUGAGAGUUCGAGUUUGUUUGGGUGUAUUUCCCCAGAUGAUUUAGCCUUUCAGACUAUUUGAUUAAAAAAAACAGGACAGAUAUGAUCUGUUAAUUUUUCAGUAUUUUUGUUUUAAGCUAGAGGCAGUGCUUGCAGUAGGAGGAAACAUGUACUAAAGAUAUGUAGUACAUCAAUGCAUAAAUCCUGAAACUUGCACCACUUCAACACAGCUUUGGGGUGCUUUGUGCACAACAAAAUUUAGCAUUUUCAUUUUAAGGAAAAAAACUGAAACCACCAGAUUUCUGUUGCAAGCUCAUACAGAUCUAGGUGUUUAUUUUUUCCUUUUUGUGCGUUUCGGAUUUUUUUAGUGACUGCAAAACACUCGCCAAAACGUAAAUCAUAGAUUUACAAAGUGUAAUGUUUGUUAGGAAGAAAAAAAUUCUCACAGCACAUGGGUCAGAAGAGUUGGCUAGAGCCAACGGGUCUGUAUGGACUACUUUUUGUAGUUGUGAUGCUCUCUCAUGCUCCCUGCCUUGGCUGCUCGAAUUCUUCGUGUCUCCUGAGACUUGUCCUAUAUUGUGUUCACCCUCGGGGCUGCUCUCCUAAGCUUUGCUCUUUUCCCUGAGUCUUGCUUUCUAUUCCUCUAUUCCAUGGCCUUUUGUAAAAUUUGCAUAGAGAUUCGUUGGUAAGGGAGCCCCUCUGCAAGGCACACUUGGAACCUCCUGGUCUGGGUUGGAAGCUCAUGGUUCCAGAGGCAGAUUGGAAAAAUCCUUCUCCUCUCCUUCCCCAGGUGAACAGCAAAGGGUUCUUUACUCUGAUGCAGUUGCAUAUAGUGUGUGUACAGCAUCCUCACCUCACCACUCCUCUCCAGUAUUUGAUGAUCUACACAAGGAAGAUCCCAGUGGGAGAGGUUGGGUUUUAUUUCUUUGGCAGUUUGGUUUUGGUUUAUGUGAGUGUGCGUGUGUGUGUGCGUGUGUGUACGUAGAUUUUUUUUAGGAUGGACCUAAAAGUUCCUGAAAGGACUUGGAGUCUUUCACCUGAUGGUAGUCUAAAGUAAAAACUACUUUCAGCUAACUUGGUUUGUGUUGUUUAGCUCUUUCAAAAUGUAAAGUAGGCUGGUCACUCUGAAGUGAGGGACAGAACCGUUUUUGGAGAUGGUGGCUUGCUCACAGGCUGUGCAUCAGCCUCUGCUGGGUGGCAGAAAGUCAUUUGGUGGUGGUUCCAAAGAAGAUAUUUUGAACAAAGAAUGUAUUGGGGAAGGGAUCUGAAAGGUGUUCUUGUUUUUUUGUUUGCUUUUUUCCCCC